Anopheles aquasalis is the source of this 2040-nucleotide messenger RNA. RefSeq lists its product as uncharacterized. NCBI's taxonomy places the organism in Eukaryota, Metazoa, Arthropoda, Insecta, Diptera, Culicidae. The record is from RefSeq and is a predicted model, not a curated record.
AUGCAGGACCGGUGGAAAGUACUGAUGCUGCUAGUGCUGGUGUUGACUGUAGCCAAGACGCUUGCAUCGCUGAAUGCUCUGCGUCCCCGAGACUGCCAUUCGACUAUCAUCGAGAUGGAGACGCAAAUUCUGGAGAGUUAUCUAGCGGAUCAACAUGGCGUUACGGUAAUUGACACCAGCGUCGAGAUUCCCAUAGUUUCACCCUUCUGUCUCCGUAAUCCGAUGGUGCUGUUGAAGACCUUCACCCUGCAUCAUUUCCAGCAGUUUGUGAAACAAUCUCAAAAAACGAUUAAAGACCAGUUUGACUAUCCAAUGAAUGAAUGCUUCGUCGGUGCGGGCCUUAUGGAAGAGCUAGCUCAACAGCUCAUUCCCUACCUCUCGCUGUACAAUCCAAGGGCAAAGAUACUGCUCAUCACACACGAAAUGGCAGAUGCAGAGUUAGUGCAACUAUUCCACGAUGCCUGGUACCGGUACCGAAUGUUACAGGUAGUAGUCCUGAACCACCGGGAUAAUGAUACUAUCGAUAGUUGUGUGUUUAAUCCCUUCACAAAAGCUGCCUAUGCACGCGGUUCGAUCGAUUUCGAACAGCCAACGGUGCGCUCCGAUUUGGAUUGCACUUUGCUCACGCACGAGCUCGAAGUAUUGCCCUAUGGCUGGCAACUGAAGGAGUUUGUGAGAAACCGUGUUCGUAAUCUUCACGGAUAUCCAAUGCAUAUUGCCAUGCACGUCAGUAAUGGAUCCUCGUCGGCCUACGACUGUAUUCUCGGAGCAGUAAGCAUUACCGACAUCGACCAGGAGGUGCUAUCGACCCUGCAGACCAGGAUGAACUUUAGCAUGGUGCUGCAUCACAACGAGCUGGAGCUAUCGAUCGGGUACAUUCACAAGAACGGGACGCCCGUCGGAGCACUCGGUCUCAUCGAGCACAAUCUGAUCGAUCUGGCGGCCAACUCGCGCAUCAUGUACAAGUACGAUACGCGCAAUCUGCUCUACCUGAACUACAUCUCGACGGAGAAGCUGGUGUUUCUCACGCCUCGCAACUAUUACAGCAAUCGCGAUAAGAUGCUCGUCUUUAUCAAUCCAUUCAGUGUGGCCUACAUGCUCAUCAACGUAGUGCUGUCAUUCGGUGUGCCGAUGAUCAUUUGCCUGCUCGAUUAUCUGUACUAUCGGAAUACACUGCCGCGAAGCACACAAAAGCCAACCUACGGUACGAAGGUAAUGAGCCUUCUGGGUAUCAUUUAUAAUGUAUCGGUCCGGUUGCCGCAAGCACCACAUAAACGCUGGAUAAUCGUGGGCCUGCUGCUGUACAACAUCGUGUCCUAUCCGAUCUGGCAAGCCGUUACAAUACGCUACCUCCACCCAAGCAACCAGCUGGUGAACAACAUCAACAGUCUGGAACAGUUGCUCGCUACCGAGCUGAAGCUGAAGGUGUCGCAUUACCAUGAGCUCAUUGUGCGGCACGAAGACUCCCAGUUGCACAAUCCACUGUACGCCCAGCUGUCCGAUAGGUUGACGACGGAAAACACUUCCUCGUUGCGGGAUGCUAUCGAAGAUAUCAUCAUCGAUCAGGACUCGGCCCUGCUCAUUGCGGACGCGUACGUACCGCUUGUGCUGGCGGGAAAUUAUCACUGGGUACCGGGCAAACCGGACGCGAUCUGGCCGAUUGCGAAACCCAUCUACGAGUUCUACAAAUCGAUGGCCGUUCCAAAGAUAUCACCCUUCAUCGAUACGUUCAAUGCGAUCGUGGUGACCUGUCUCGAGGCAGGCAUGAACGAUCGCUUCAUGCAUCAGCUCGAAUCGGUCGUUCAGCUGAUGAAGAUGAAGCGCACCAAGGAUCUUCCGAACGAGCCGGACCAUUACAUAGUCUUCACAAUGGCCCAUCUGUCGCCGCUGUUUGUGUUUUACUUCUCGAUGUUGGCACUGUCCGGAUGCAUUUUCUUACUUGAACUAAUCGUACAUCGUAUCCAGACGGCACGAACGCGCGCCCCGCCUGUUACCGCUGCGGUUGAAGAUGAGUACGUCCCGUUUGAGUUUGUCCUGUAG